This is a messenger RNA of Acanthoscelides obtectus, 651 nucleotides long. The record is from the annotation of a GenBank genome assembly. Lineage: Eukaryota; Metazoa; Arthropoda; Insecta; Coleoptera; Chrysomelidae.
AUGAGCCAGCGGGAUGAAGAACUGGUGGAGGUUGUCCGGCAGUAUACUCAUUUGUGGGAUAAGACCCAUGCGUUGUUCCGAAAUAAAAACGCGAAAAACAACGCAUGGGCCACAAUUGCUGAUAUAAUGCACAUAUCUGCUGCCCAAGCCAUUAACAGGUGGACCACUUUGAAGGCGAGAUAUGUAAAAGAGCGGAAGAGAGCAUUGGAAUCCCGUUCAGGCACCGCAGGACCCGCAGCAACAUUCAGUCAGAUGGCUCAUCUACAAACAACGAGUGAAGUGUCGGAUACAUUGGCGACAAUAAUGGGAAUGGUAGAGGAUGCGCCGCCAUCUCCAAAUGAGGAGAAUCAGGCGAGCACUCCACAGGCAGACGCGGGUACACAAGGUCAACCAGAAAGGCCGGAGUCUCAAGGGGCCUCGUCGUUACCCGAGAAGAGAUUCGCGCAUCGUCGUCGACAACUGUUAAGGAGGGGUAACGCAUCCAGAGGCGUCCGAGUACCCGUACAGGUACAAAUAUACAAGCAGAUGUUGGGGAAAGUGGACGAGCUAAUACGCUUUAUAACGCAGCCUGAGGUGGAGAACGAGGAUAUUCUCUUCGGUCGGGCAUUGGCCAUGUCUUUGUCACACGUAUUCAAUGUACCCGCGCUGUAA